Molecule: messenger RNA, 249 nt
Organism: Penicillium bovifimosum
Lineage: Eukaryota; Fungi; Ascomycota; Eurotiomycetes; Eurotiales; Aspergillaceae
Exons: 1
Coding region: 1-249 (82 amino acids)
Source: RefSeq, a predicted model, not a curated record
AUGACCGCAGGUCCAAACUGGGAAGUUGAGACCAGUGACGAUCUUCCUGCCACAUACGCCAAUGAGAGCAGGAAGAUUCGGUCGAUUAUGAAGUCCGAUUUGGAAGCAAAGGCUCCAUCUGUAGUCCACUCGUUGGCAAAUGACGAUUCUUCCCCAGUCCAGUGGAAAUGGGAUGGCCCACGUCGAGUUCGUGAUGUCAUGGCCAAUUCCCCUGCAUCGAUCUUGGAUUGGUACAGUUUCCACCUAUGA